Messenger RNA from Drosophila sechellia, 1592 nucleotides. RefSeq names its product innexin 3 (gene Inx3). The record is from RefSeq and is a predicted model, not a curated record. The transcript is spliced from 6 exons. Gene Ontology annotation, molecular function: gap junction channel activity. Gene Ontology annotation, cellular component: plasma membrane; gap junction. Lineage: Eukaryota; Metazoa; Arthropoda; Insecta; Diptera; Drosophilidae. Bases 89 to 1276 code for a protein of 395 amino acids. Gene Ontology annotation, biological process: phototransduction.
UAGGUUUUUGAACGCCGCUGAGAGCAGCUGCACAUUUUCGAGAUACGGAUACGGUUAGCUUCGUUGCAGCAGCACACCAACCAUCAACAUGGCGGUCUUUGGCAUGGUCUCGGCUGUGUCCGGCUUCAUCAAGAUACGCUAUCUGCUGGACAAGGCGGUCAUCGACAACAUGGUUUUCCGCUGCCACUACAGGAUCACGACGGCCAUUCUGUUCACCUGUUGCAUCAUCGUCACCGCAAACAAUCUGAUCGGCGAUCCCAUAAGUUGCAUCAACGACGGCGCCAUUCCGAUGCACGUGAUCAACACCUUCUGCUGGAUCACCUACACGUACACGAUACCUGGCCAGCAGCAUCGGCAAAUCGGAACGGACGUGGCUGGUCCGGGACUGAUCAAUGAGUACGGCCACGAGAAGCGCUAUCACAGCUACUAUCAAUGGGUGCCAUUCGUGCUAUUCUUCCAGGGGAUCAUGUUCUACGUGCCCCACUGGGUUUGGAAGAACAUGGAAGACGGCAAGAUCCGCAUGAUCACCGAUGGACUGCGCGGCAUGGUCAGUGUGCCGGAUGACUAUCGGCGGGAUCGCCAGGACCGGAUCCUCAAGUACUUCGUGAACAGUUUGAACACCCACAACGGCUACUCGUUCGCAUAUUUUUUCUGCGAACUGCUUAACUUCAUCAACGUGAUUGUGAAUAUCUUUAUGGUGGAUAAGUUUCUGGGCGGUGCUUUCAUGUCCUACGGCACGGAUGUGCUCAAGUUCUCCAACAUGGAUCAGGACAAGCGCUUCGAUCCCAUGAUCGAGAUCUUUCCCCGGCUCACCAAGUGCACGUUCCACAAGUUCGGUCCCAGUGGAUCGGUCCAGAAGCACGACACUCUCUGUGUGCUGGCACUAAAUAUCCUCAACGAGAAGAUCUACAUCUUCAUUUGGUUCUGGUUUAUCAUCUUGGCCACCAUCUCCGGCGUGGCUGUGCUCUAUUCACUGGUGGUUAUCAUGAUGCCCACCACCCGGGAGACCAUCAUCAAGCGUUCUUAUCGCUCGGGACAACGCAAGGAAAUCGCCGGACUCGUCAGGCGUUUGGAGAUUGGUGACUUCCUGAUCUUGCACUUCCUAAGCCAGAACCUCAGCACAAGAUCCUACAGUGACAUGCUGCAGCAGCUCUGCGGUCUGCUAGGAGCAUCCCGAACACCAUCCGCACCAUCGACCCUGGAAAUGAACCCCAUCAGCCAUCCGAUUUAUCCGCCCGUGGAGACCUUCGGCGGCGGCAAGGAGACGGAGACAUGAGCCCGUGGCCAGGGAUUGGCUUCAAAACAAUGAUUUCAAUGAUUUCUCAAUAAUAUUUGUAGGGGGGAGAUAGAGAGAGUUGUGUGUCAUGAGGUUGGACAUUUCCAUUUCUACCACUAAGACUGCAAGAGAACGAAUCAGCAAUUGCACUUUCGGAGAUCCAACUCAGUAAUGUUCUGUGCGAAAUAUAUUUAGCAAAAUUAUAAGGAAACAAUCUUUGAAUUUGGUCCUAGGCAAGCGAAAGACAGGUGCAGUCCUUAUUGACACGAGGUGAGCCGCAGAGUGAGAAGAUACAAAACAAUAAAUCAAAUAAAAA